This is a messenger RNA of Astrephomene gubernaculifera, 4710 nucleotides long. The record is from the annotation of a GenBank genome assembly. NCBI's taxonomy places the organism in Eukaryota, Viridiplantae, Chlorophyta, Chlorophyceae, Chlamydomonadales, Astrephomenaceae.
UGGACGCGUAGGAUUAUGCGUUCGACAAUUGUGCAUUAAGCAGAUGCGUUUGCCGGAGUAAUCAAGCUUUUGGCACAGGCCAUAGACCAAACGACAGUUAGAUGCUGCAAUUAACUUUGUCAUAAAUAAUUGGACGUGCUGCUGGACUGUGAUCAGCGAAUAGUCCAGCUGCAAUGCAGGCGGCCGGCAUUCUCCGGCCGCCGUGCUGCACGGCUGGCGCAGCGUCGACAUCCCGUCCAAGCUCUAUUAGCUAUGUGGGGAUUAGGCAUAGGGGCCUGCAUGGGCGUCGGCUUGUCGGCGCCUUGCCCGGGCAAGGGGUCAAGACAUUGUGGUGCCGGAGGAGCUGCGAUUUGGGCGACCGACAGGUCGCACUCCAAGCAGCUCCCGAGGCGCAAGGGCCCUCUGGCGACCUUGACCCGUCCAUUGCCGGGUUGCCUAAGCGACAGCUUGCUGCCAUGGCCCUGUCGCCGCUAGCGGCCCUUUCCCUACCGUUGGUCAACGACCCCACAUGGCAGCAAUCCCUAGCUGCUUUCAGCGAAAAGCUGCGCGGUUCGUUGGCGCAGUAUGAGGAUCAGGCGGCGAAUCUUGUACGGCAGUUGGACGAGCAGAUCACGUACAUGGAUUGGACGUACGGUGUGACCGGCAUUGACCUGUCAGCGGUUUGGGAUCCAGAGCUGUGGGUUCGCUUUAAGGAGGCGGUGGCGCAGAACGAGCCGGCCAUCUUCCUGAACAAGCUCCUGGAUCGAGUGCAGUACAAGGAGGCGCUGCCGCAGGCGGGUCUGGUGGGAGACAUGCGCAUCAGCUACGCCAAGUUCCUGCAGCUGCUGAGGGACCAGCGCAUCAAGCGUCUUGUCAUCUACGGCGACCAGCGCACCGCGGUGGCGGAGGUGCCGCACCCCUGGAGCGCCUCCGUGACCGGGCACCCCGCCACCCACCCCUUCUACGAGGACAACAACCACAUGCGGGUCAGCCUGCUCACCCCCAACCCAGCGGCACCCGAGGACGUGACUCAGUGGUUCUGCGCCGAGAUGCCGGAGUGGGACAUGGAGAAGUACCGCUUCUACGUGGACCUGCCGGGUGACUUCUGGGAGAGCGGCGUGCUGCAGCAGCACAUGGCAGCGACCCGCGGGUCGGCGGGCCCCGUGUGGGACCCCGUGUCGCGGCAGUACAUCCUGCCGUACUCCGCCCAGAAGAAGGUGUUCCAGGUGACCACGGAGGUGCAGCUGCUGGACCCGCAGGAGAGUUGGGACUUCCUGGGCUGGCUGGUGCACCCGGGGCGGCUGGAGUUCUACGAGAAGGCGGCGUGUGUGGCGCUGGCGCUGCGGCUGCUGGGCAUUGGCAUCGCGGUGGCUACCGGCUCCCCCUUCUUCAAGCUGCUGUCCGUAUCAUGGGGCAAGCUGCGCGGCAAGGGGCUGAAGAAGGGCGGCAAGGGGGGGGCCUCCGCGGCGCCCGACCCCAAGAAGAUGAGCAAGCAGGAGAAGAAGGAGAGCCAGUGGGAGCGACUUACCAGCAGCAGGGCGCGGGAGUUCAUGACUAAGGAUGCCAAGACGGGAAAGCUUCGCGACACGGGUGUGCGCUUCGAGGACAUCGCCGGCAUGGACUUCCUGGUGACGGAGAUGAAGGAGGUGGUGCGGCUGCUCAAGGGUGACGAGGCGUACAAGAAAGUGGGGGCGCGGUGCCCCAAGGGUAUCAUCUUCCAGGGCCCCCCCGGCACCGGCAAAACCUACCUGGCUCGAGCCAUCGCGGGGGAGGCGGGGGUGCCCUUCUUCUCGUCCGUGGGGUCGGAGUUUGUGGAGAUGUUUGCAGGUAUCGCCGCCGCCCGCGUGAACAACCUGUUCUACAACGCGCGCAAGAAGGCGCCCUCCAUCAUCUUCAUCGACGAGAUCGACGCCAUCGGCCGCGCUCGCUCCAGCCUGGGCGGCGACCCCGGCAGCAUGGAGCGCGAGAGCGCGCUGCUGGCCAUGCUGGUGCAGAUGGACGGAAUCAGCAACAAGACGGAGAUGGUCCUCACCAUCGGCGCCACCAACCUGGCUGAGGAGCUGGACGCUGCCCUCAUGCGGCCGGGGCGCUUCGAGGUGGUGUACGAGGUGCCGCAGCCGGGGCCCGUGGCGCGGCUGGCCAUCCUCAAGUACCACAGCCGCAACAAGACGUUCGAGGGGGGCGGAGAGGGGGGCGAGCGGGUGCUCAUGAAGGUGGCGGCGGCGACGCAGGGCUGGUCCGCCGCCGCGCUGGCCAACCUCAUGAACGAGGCCGCCAUCCUGACGGUGCGCCGCAGCGUGCCCGCCAUCAGCCUGCCGCUGGUGAUGGAACUGGUGGAGGGACUCAACUGGGGCGAGAAGGCGCCGCGCAUACCCGACUCGCAAGCAAAGGACAGGUUGGCGCUGGUGACCGCUGCCAAGGCUGUUGCCUUCGCGCUCACCCCCGGGCUGGAGCCGGUGAAGGAGGUGACGCUGUGGAGCGGGAGGAGGGGGCUGGGACCCAGCGUGGAGUUCAUUGGCGACGAGGAGCGGGCUCAGCUGCAGCAGCACCCGCAGGAGGUGGAGCUCAUGAGCUUCCGGACACACUACAAGACCAACGCCGCCCCCGUGGGCUCCGAGCCGCUGGGCGAGUUCCUGCACGUGGCGGGUCUGCUGGUGCCGCUGUACGCGGGCAGGGCGCUGGAGGUGGCGCUGUACGGCAGGGAGGGGGCCAGUCUGGCUACGGCCCAAACCCUGGCGGACUGCUUCGAGCUGGCCUACUACUGCGUGCGCCACAGCUCCGCGCACCCGCGCUACCGCCGCAUGCCGCCGCUGCACACCGCCUGCUGGAUGGGGCGAGACCCGGACGGGCGCUGGCGGCAGGACCCGCUGGCGCUGGGGUUCGAGGAGGAGCUGGGCUACCACAAGCUGACCCUGACGCUGCUGAAGGCCGCCUGGGUGCGGUCGCUGCGGCUGGUGGUGGCCCGCCGCUCCGCCAUCACACGGGUGGCGGCGGAGAUGCUGGGCGCGGAGGGGGAGAGCAUCAGCGGCUCCCGACUGAUUGAGAUCAUCGAGAGCACCCCACUGGACCCGCUGGAGCCGCCACCCGCCCCCUCACCCGCCUCCGCAUCCUCCGUCUCCUCCACCUUCCCGUCACCCGCCACCACCUUCCCUCCACCAGCCUCCACCUCUACCUCCACCCCUGCCUCCACAACAGCUGCCGCUGCUGCAGCGGCAGCGGGCGGUGAGGUGCUGGCGGCGGCCGCAGGGGGUCCGCUGAGUGAGGAGGCGGUGCGGGCGCUGGCAGCCGUGAAGGAAGCCGCCUCGGACUUCCUGCCCAUCCUCAAGGAGGUGCUGGGCCAGGUGCCGCACAUCAUCCUAACCGGGGAGCAGCAGGCGGGGCAGCUGGACGAGCAGGGCCGACCCGUGGGUCUGUCAGGGUCGGCAGGCGGCGGCGUCAGCGGCAGGGCGGCGCAGACAAGCUUCCGAGUGCCGGGGGCGGGCAGCAUGGGCAUGGCCUCCUUCCGGGGCGCCCCCUCCCCCGGCCCUCCCCCCCUGGAGUUGGACGACGCCACCCUGGCCGCCGUGUCGCGCGCGGUGAUGGGUCGGCUGGACGUGGUGGACCUGGUGGGCCGCAACACGGCGCAGGAGGCGGCGGAGAGGGUCCGUGACGCGCUGCUACACCCGGAGACACGGCAGCGCCUGCUGGCGGUACGGCGCUGGGUGACGGCGGGAGUAGAAGGAGCCGCAGCAGACAGCAAGGAGCAGCAGCCACAACAAGAGGCAACCGCAGCAGCCGCUGACGCACCCUUCCCGCCUCCCCCGCUGGAUGAGGUGCGGGCGGCGGAGGAGCGCUUCGGGGGGCCCAUGUACGGCGCGCUAGCACUGGAUCUGGACUGGUGGGUGCGGCGGCCUCCCGCGCAGCAGCUGAGCUGGAGUGCCAUGGAGCUGUUGUUCGAUGAGCGGCAGCGGAGGUACUUUGCGGAGGAUGCGGACCUGCCCAGGGACGAGGACACGACGCAGGGGCGCAAGCGGGCUGCGGAAGCUAAAGCUGCUGCUGCUGCGGCUGUUGGUGGUGCUGGCAGCGAGCAGCAGAAGUAGAUAGGAGACAGACAGUGUUGGGGUGGCAGUGGCAGUGGCAGUUGGGUUUGUUAGCAGUGGUCACCGCCGGUACUUCGAACGGACAGAUGAGUAGGUGGUUACGGUAACCGACUGGAGCAGCUUGCGGCUCCCUCGAGGCGGCUUCCUUAAAGGAGAGGGAAGGCAGGAUUGGAUCUGCGGACGAAUGCGGACAGUAGGGAGCGGGGUUUCCUUUCCUUUGAAUGCAGUUUCGGAGCGGGUUGUGUGAGCAGCGGGCAGUGCGUGUGUGAGCGGUUACUAGCGGAGCUGUUACUGCUGAUGUGCGCGGGGGUUGCGGUCUCCAGAAAGUGGUGGCCGCGGUGUCGUGUUUUGGACGCCGUACACCCCGCACAGUGCCGUACAACACUCGGAUCGGAUCCAGCUGAAAAAUGUUUUGCAAAUGUUUUAGGUGUUGCAGGUGCAUGUUCGAUGUAGCUGCUGUCAAGAGGCCAUUGCGGGUCUGCGGGUUACCGGGUCGAUGCGGCUGUUGUAACAAUCCUAUCACUGCGUCUUUAGGGUGGUUUCAGGCAGGUAGUUCGCCGUGAGUUUAGCAGCAAGCCGGGUUUUCAGGGUUCUGAGGUGUUCUGCGCAACCGCGUUACAGUACCGCUGCGGUUUGUAAGGCACUCGCUUCG